ACUUCACUUUUUGCGCGCUUCACUGUUCAAAAUAAUAUUUUAUAUAUUUGUGUUAUAAUAGAGACUAGAGACCCUCAAAUGUAACUGGAUUUCCUAUAAACGAAUACUACACGAGGCAUAAAGGUAACGACUUGUACAACCUGUACGCGCGCUACAUGUACACCAGCGUGUGUAUUCGGCCUGCAGUGUCGCUAGCUUCACACUGUGCGUUGUGUGAUCAUGUGAGUGUGUACGAGCAGGAGCUGCUCUCUCGCCUCACCGGUUUACCGGCAAGCAAAACUAUAAGCUCAUGAUAUUAAGGGGGUCUUUAUUUCUUUGGGGGGGAUUUUGCGAUAUUAAUCCACAGGGCAUUCUGUUUGUUAUUGUGGAAUGAGCGAGGAGAAAAGCCCGGACAGGAGAAACUCUGGGUGCACCAGUGUUCUCAGUAUAGAGCAAAUGCUGGCUGUGAAUCCUGGGAAGACGCCCAUCAGUCUGCUGCAGGAGUAUGGAACGCGGAUAGGCAAGACACCGGUGUAUGACCUGCUGAAGGCCGAAGGUCAGGCCCACCAGCCCAACUUCACCUUCCGCGUGUCUGUGGGAGAGAUUAGCUGCACAGGCCAGGGCCCCAGCAAGAAAGCUGCUAAACACAAGGCCGCUGAAGCUGCUCUCAAGAUGCUGAAAGGGGGGAUGCUGGAGGCGUUAAAGGGCAGUGUGAUAGAGGGAGAAAACUUUGAAGACAUAGACAUCCCCUUGGAGGGAGACUGCUCCCAGUCAGAGAUUAAGUUAUCCAGUUCUAGCCAACAAGCUGAAUGCAAUCCAGUUGGAGCUCUGCAAGAACUGGUGGUGCAGAAAGGUUGGCGUUUACCAGAAUACACAGUCACACAAGAGUCUGGGCCAGCACAUCGCAAAGAGUUCACAAUGACGUGCAAAGUAGAGAAAUUUGUUGAGAUUGGUAGUGGUACAUCAAAAAAGCUUGCCAAGAGGAAUGCAGCGGCAAAGAUGCUUUCACGGAUCCACGAUGUUCCUGUAGACAUGCGCAGUAGCCAUGAAGCAGAGGUGGAGGAUGAUACCUUUAACAUGCACAUAGGUGGCAGGCUAGAGGGAGGGAAAUGCAAGGGUUUUGGAUGUACAUGGGAUUCUUUGCGCAACUCAGCAGGAGAAAAGAUACUGCAGCUGCGUAGUCACCCCCUGGGCCUGCCCAACUCCAACUUUUGCUCUUUGCUUCAAGAUCUGUCUGAAGAGCAGCGCUUUGAAGUCAGCUAUUUGGAUAUAGAGGAACGCAGUCUGAGUGGCCUGCACCAGUGUCUUGUGGAAUUGUCCACGCAGCCUAUUACUGUGUGUCAUGGAUUCGCCCCUAGUCAGGAUGAAGCAAGGGCCAGUGCAGCACACAACGCACUCCAAUACCUCAAGAUCAUGGCCGGGGGAAAGUGAUCGUGUGCUCUUUAUCAGAAACAUGGGCUUAGAGACAACAGCACUGUCAACUACAGUACUGUAAACUGGGGGCUUACUGAAGGUUAUAGGCUCAUCAUGUUGGCAAACCAUUCUUCAUGCCCCAAAGACACUUGACUUUUCUCCAUGAGCUCUAAUGAAAGAUGAACUGAUGAAGUCUUUUGUAUCCAAAAAUGUUUGUGGACUGAUUUUUAUUGAGGGCCUUGUUUUGUUGGCCUUGGUAAGUUGACCUUUUAAAACGUAACAUUUCCCUAGAUUAAUUUUGUAUUUUAACAAAAACUUAAAAAAAAAAAAAAAAAGUACAUCAAGUCUACCUCCAUCUUUCUUUAUUUGAUUGUUGGAUUCACAUGUUGCAAAAUUGCCCUUUCCCUUUAUGAUCAAUUAUGAUAUUGUACAAGAUCAUGUGCUGUAUAUUACAAUUUUAGUAGUUUUAAUUUUUUGUGCAGAAUUAAACAUUUAACUAAUAAACAUUUUAAAUUCA
Messenger RNA from Clarias gariepinus (North African catfish), 1909 nucleotides. It is a transcript of the gene tarbp2, whose product is annotated as TAR (HIV) RNA binding protein 2. Gene Ontology annotation, biological process: regulation of viral transcription; regulation of miRNA processing; regulation of siRNA processing. Bases 370 to 1410 code for a protein of 346 amino acids. The record is from RefSeq and is a predicted model, not a curated record. The transcript has 7 exons. Gene Ontology annotation, molecular function: siRNA binding; double-stranded RNA binding; pre-miRNA binding. NCBI's taxonomy places the organism in Eukaryota, Metazoa, Chordata, Actinopteri, Siluriformes, Clariidae. Gene Ontology annotation, cellular component: RISC-loading complex.